Molecule: messenger RNA, 888 nt
Organism: Aedes aegypti (yellow fever mosquito)
Lineage: Eukaryota; Metazoa; Arthropoda; Insecta; Diptera; Culicidae
Gene: Fdx1
Product: adrenodoxin-like protein, mitochondrial
Exons: 3
Coding region: 186-683 (165 amino acids)
Biological process (GO): P450-containing electron transport chain; positive regulation of oxidoreductase activity
Cellular component (GO): mitochondrion
Molecular function (GO): 2 iron, 2 sulfur cluster binding
Source: RefSeq, a predicted model, not a curated record
GCACGUUUGUUUUGAGUCUCGAAUUCGCAAUGCUUUUGAAUGGUUCGAUUCGCGGAGCCGGAGCUCUUAUCAAUCCAAUACCGAUAGUCGUAAGAUAGUGCACGUUUAAACCUAUCCGGAGGUCGUUUACUCACUUUAGUUUAGUCUACUAGUAGAUAAAAAGCACCUUAGAAUCAAUUGUAACAAUGUCAAUCUCAAACAGUGUACGAUAUUUGGCCCAUAAUCUCUACAGUAGCUGGCACUGCUUACUGAUUCCACGCAAUGUCCAUCUUUCGCGAUAUCUCUUGCAUGGAGAAUAUGAAUGGCAGGAUCCCAAAACCGAAAAUGAAGUGGUCAACAUCACCUAUAUCGACAAGGACGGAAAGCGAAUACCGGUUCGAGGCAAAAUAGGCGACAACGUGCUCUAUCUGGCCCACAGGUUCGGCGUGGAGAUGGAGGGCGCCUGUGAAGCGUCCCUAGCCUGCACAACGUGUCACGUUUACGUGCUGGGGGAUUACGGGAACAAGUUGCCACCCUCGGAGGAGAAAGAAGACGAUCUACUAGACAUGGCUCCAUUCUUGAAGGAAAAUUCCCGCUUGGGUUGCCAGAUAGUGCUGACCAAAGAGCUCGAAGGCUUGGAACUGCAAUUGCCCCAAGCGACCAGGAAUUUCUACGUGGACGGGCACAAACCGAAGCCGCAUUAGACGGGGUUGACAAAAGGGCAGAGCCCCCCGGUUCGCUGGGGGUUUUCUAUGUAUAGUGCAGCGAAUUUUGUAGAUAUGAUAGGUAGUAGUUACUAUACAUUGUUAUAAGCAAAUCGAGCUUCUUUGGUUUUAGAGUUUGAAUAUUAUGAAAUAAAGACAUAAUUUUCAAUGUUGCCACAGUAACGUGAAUACUGUCGAAACGAAA